Eremothecium sinecaudum is the source of this 2505-nucleotide messenger RNA. RefSeq names its product tubulin-dependent ATPase KIP3 (gene KIP3). The transcript has a single exon. Gene Ontology annotation, biological process: microtubule-based movement. The record is from RefSeq and is a predicted model, not a curated record. The coding region runs from base 1 to 2505 and encodes 834 amino acids. Gene Ontology annotation, molecular function: ATP binding; microtubule binding; microtubule motor activity. Lineage: Eukaryota; Fungi; Ascomycota; Saccharomycetes; Saccharomycetales; Saccharomycetaceae.
AUGUCAUUUGUUUCGGAAAGUGAGACGCACCAGUCAUCUAUACUGGUUGCAGUAAGAGUUAGGCCGUUUACAGAGGAGGAGCAAUCACACCUGAUAGCUGUUCCAACGAAUGGAGCAGGAUCUCCGUUUUGUUUCGGGGACUCAAACCUUAGAAUUCCUGGCGCACACCCGACUACAUCUACGCCAACGCGUAUUUCCAAGAACUCUAGUCGUUUUAGGCCUCAGGGCAUAAGGAAAAUCGUCGAUUGUGUUGACGACAAGAUGUUAAUCUUCGAUCCUGCAGAAACCAAUCCAUUGAACAAGAUCAGCGAAACAGUGUUAAAUAGUAUGCUGGUGGGAUCUCGUGGAGAAGCAAGACGCAGAAUGAGACGAAACGGGGAACAAAAAUUUAUAUUUGAUCGGUUGUUUGAUGUUAAUACAACACAGCAGGAAGUUUUUCAAGGAACAACAAGACCUUUGUUAGAUGCCAUUGUUGAUGGUUUCAAUGGAACGGUGUUUGCAUAUGGUGCAACUGGUUGCGGGAAGACAUAUACGAUCAGUGGAACUCCGGAUAACCCUGGAAUCGUUUUUUUGACAAUGCAGGAGUUGUUCCAACGAAUUGAUGAGUUGAAAGAUACCAAGGUCUUUGAAUUGACGGUCUCAUAUCUAGAAAUUUAUAAUGAGACCAUAAGAGACUUGUUAAAACCCGAUACCCCUUCUCAGAAGUUGAUAAUUCGGGAAGACACUGAUAGUACUACCACCGUAGCUAACCUUUCAUUUCAUUCUCCCUCAACAGUUGAGGAUGUAAUGGACUUGGUGAUCCGUGGUAAUAUAAAUAGAACUACAUCAGCCACGGAUGCCAAUGAGACAUCGUCUCGAUCACAUGCAGUUCUUCAAAUCCAUGUCGUUCAAAGCAAUCGGAGUGUUGAUCUAAAAGAGGAUAAAACGUACGCUACACUCUCUAUUAUUGAUUUGGCUGGAAGUGAGCGAGCCUCUGCUACAAAAAACCGUGGUGAAAGGUUGCAUGAAGGAUCUAAUAUCAAUAAAUCACUACUAGCGCUUGGAAACUGUAUAAGUGCGCUAUGCAUGACAGGGAAGAGGAUGUUUUGUCACGUCCCAUAUCGUGACUCAAAGUUAACAAGACUCCUCAAGUUUUCCCUUGGGGGUAAUUGCAAGACGGUUAUGAUAGUAUGCGUUUCUCCUAGCAGUGCCCAUUAUGAUGAAACGUUAAACACGUUGAAGUACGCAAACAGAGCCAAGGAAAUCAAAACUAAAGUCAUUAGGAACCAGCACUCGCUAGAUCGUCAUGUUGGCUCGUACUUGAAAAUGAUCACGGCCCAGAAACAAGAAAUAGAGGAACUACGGAAUAGAGAAGCGAAAAUUAUCGAUUUACGUUUACAGCAAUACAGGCUUUCUAGGAAUAAGUUGCAAAUGGCUAUGUGGGAAGCCGUAAACCAACAAAAAUCAAAUUACCAGGUAUUAGAACGAUACGUUCGUGCAAAGACCAUGAAAUCACUACUGUUAUGUAAAAGGCAUUUCUUGCAGUUGGUAAAGGCAGAGGUUUGUCACCUCUUGAAUUUAACUGAAGCAGUAACUGAUCAUCCUCUCGCUGGUUUCUGUAAAACCAUAAGUGAACAGUUGUCCACUAAAAUUUCUGAGUUGGAAGACUCAUUUGAAGCUGAAGACGAGUUUUUCAUUUCAGUGGAACACAGUAAAGAAGUGGAUAUGGCAAGAUUUAGGUCAAUGGAAUCCUGGGACGAAGCUACUGAUUCGGUAUGGUUUGAACAGCAAUUGGAACACAUGCUUGAAUCCGUAAAGAACGAAAUAAUUUUCAAUUCAACCAUGAUGAUAGACAAACUGUUACAGGACACAAAGCUAAGAUCAAGGUAUAGAUUUGUAUCCGAGGCGUUUUUUAAACUACUCUUCAAUUCUGAAUCUACCGAAAAAGCAUUCGCGGAUCAGGAGACUGUGCUAGACAAGGUCCGUGACAGUAUCAUUGACCUAGUACAAAUAGACGAGGAGUUCGAACAGGUUGCGAACCAAAUGGGACCGCUAAGUGAGGACAUGAACAAAAGGAAACUCUCGGGCGACCUUUACCGCCAACCAGUAAAAAUGCGCAGCCCAGGCUCAGCUAUUUUAUCAAUAUCACGUGAUUGCUCGGACACAAGCUGUUCACCGUGUCCCGCUCAGAGGCCUGAACGGCGCGCGCCUCCGUCCUCACUACAUAUACGUAGGCCGCGUUUCCUUGGCGAAAGUCCGGAUGUAGCUCUCCCACCAAAAGAAGACCCGUUUCCACAGCCUUCUGCAAUCUCCGCCACCUCUGUACUCACAGGCCCAACCCCCCUAACAGCUGCUACUACUGCGGCCGAUGAUUCAAUGUCUGUUAACAACGCACGUAACAACUUAGAGCGUGUUAAUAUCAACGAAGAUGACGUAUCGAUGGCAGAAUCUGUGGAUAUCCCGCUCCGCAGAGACUCAAACAAGCCUAAAGUAUCCUUAACAUCUACUGUCCUCAGGACAAAGUAG